This is a messenger RNA of Mya arenaria, 1867 nucleotides long. RefSeq names its product carbohydrate sulfotransferase 12-like. Gene Ontology annotation, biological process: carbohydrate biosynthetic process. Bases 84 to 1574 code for a protein of 496 amino acids. The transcript is spliced from 4 exons. Gene Ontology annotation, cellular component: membrane. Gene Ontology annotation, molecular function: sulfotransferase activity. The record is from RefSeq and is a predicted model, not a curated record. Lineage: Eukaryota; Metazoa; Mollusca; Bivalvia; Myida; Myidae.
GACUUUUGUGUGAUAUCAUUUUUUACAAUACGGUUCAACUUAAACCCGGUAAACACCACAGUUUAUGAGCUUUAUCAACUAAAAUGAAUCGAUUUAAGUUGAAGACAGUGUUAGCUUUUAUAGUUAUUUGUGGACUAAUUCUCAUGAUGAUCAUCGCUUAUGAAGGUUUACCGCAACAUUUUACUCCGAUUAAGAUCCAAGGGCUUCGAGAAGUAUAUGUGAAUAACGAGAGCACACAAUACAUGAAAGCUGUUGGCUUCGAACAGCUUGCAAUGGAAAUCAAAAUGGAAAUGUUUGUUGAGGAAAUUGAUGUUGAACAUGAUCUACCACAGGAUGACAGCAGGACCAAAAUUACCAUCAACAACAAUGUAAAUCAAAAACAGACGAGCAGCCAGAGGGCACACUCCACUGAUGAGAUAAAGCUGAUACGUGAUCGCUUUAAAACGAGAAGACGGAUUUUAUACGAAACCUGUUAUAAAUACGAGUCCAUUGUCAACAAACAUUUACCAUGCGAACUAAAGGCGACAAAGUUUGACUUAAAGUAUGUAGAAGAUGGCGGCCUUAUAUAUUGUGCGAUUCCCAAGACAGGAAGUACAUUUUGGAAGAGAGUUAUGCACGUGAUAGGUGGGUGGGAAAAUACGACCAACCCGAUAGAGAUCAGGCCGGAGGAUGCUGACAAAGUUGGUGGUUUCUCAACAAUGAACGAUAAGAACAUUACUGAGAUCAGAGAAGUUCUCGGGAUUUCUAAAACAGUGAUGUUUGUAAGGGAUCCUUUUACACGGCUUUUCUCAGCUUGGUUAGACAAGUUUUAUUCACCAAACCCGUAUUAUUGGAAAUAUGGUGGUACAAAUAUUGUAACUAGACAGAGGUUUUACGCCAAAAAUACAACAGAAGAGAACUCCAAAGAGGGAAGAAAAGGUGCGGUUCAUCUUUUCGAAGCAUCACUUAGCGAUGAUAAAAAAACCGAAGCUGCAAACACAAAGACACAAAAGCUUCCAGUUAAAUGUGGAUAUGAUGUUUCCUUUGAGGAGUUUAUAUCAUACGUUGUUGGGUUCAGGCAAAAUAGCACGUGUUUAGAUGAACAUUUUUCGCCAAAUUACAAACAUUGCUUGCCGUGUACCUUCGAGUACAAGUAUAUUGGAAAUUAUGAAACAUUCAAAGAAGAGACACUCUUUCUGUUAAACGAACUAAAUUUAACAGAAAAAGUAAAAUUUCAGGACUUUGAAAAGGACGCGAAUUUGGAUGCUAUAACAGAUCUGGCCGAGUGGGUGUUCCAACAGGAACAAGAGAUAGAACAGUGCGGUGUAACCUUUAGAUGUGCUUUGUUCAGAACGUUUAAACGACUCCAAAGCCGCGGAGUUAUUAGUAAAUCAGUGUCAUUUCCCUAUGACAACAACACGGACAUUCACAAUAUUACAAAAUAUAUUUUUAGAAACGAUUUGUUGCGGUUAAGUAGAAUUGGAACAAAGGCAGAGAAGAGAAAGAACAGAGAAGAAUCCAUAUUGAAGGCAUUUAAAAGUAUCCCCGAACAGCUGAUGGAAAAAACUGAAGGAAUCCUUGACAAUAGACUUUGAAAUGUUUGACUACAAUCACUCUCCAGAAUAUUUAGAAGGGGAGGUAACAAGUUUUGAUUAUUUCGAAGAUUGUAUUGAGGGAUGACGGACUGUGGCCAAUACAUUGGGCAGAUUCGUGUUUCAAGUGGUCUGUGUAAGAUUCAGGUGAAUUACUUGUUUGUUUUCAAAUUAAUCAUCAAUAAUAUGUAUUUUUUUCAAUUGUUUUUAUUGUAUGUACUGUUCGUAUUGAUUGCUGUUGUUAGUUAGGCUUUCAAAAAAUCGAAAAGUGAUGUGGAAGGAAACUGAUUAAACAG